CGGGGCGGGGCGGGGCCGUUCCCGUGGGUCAGUGCGCAGGCGCGGCGGCGGUGACGGGGACAGUGACUGUGGGGCUGACGGAGGACAAAGUAAGACAUGGCAGAAGCAGUUUUUCACCCCCCAAGAAGGAAAAGAAGAGUUUUUGAGUCCUACGAGGCUCCUUUUCCUGUUGAUGUAGGGGGAAAGGAUUUCAGACUCUGCCAAGCUGAGAUCAUUAACAACAAUGUGAUUGUCAGGAACCCUGAGGAUAUUGAACAGCUCUACAACAAGGGCUAUUUUGGAAAAGGGAUCCUUUCCAGGAGCCGGCCAGUGUUCAGCAUUUCAGACCCUCUGCUGGCGGCCAAGUGGAGAGGUGUUAACACAAACAUGCCCAUAAUUACAUCUCAAAAGUACCAGCGCCGUGUGCAGUGGGCCCAAAGUGUCCUGCAGGAGCAGGGCCUCGACAGCUGCUCUGUCACCAAAAUCCUGGAGAGUUACACCAAACCCCUGGGGCUGCCCUUCUGCAGAGGGGCUGGGGCUGAACACAGCUGCAGCAGAGGGGGCCCAGGCCCGGGAAAUGCAGAACUGUGCAGAAGAUCUGCUGGCAGGGAGGGAGCCCAAAGUCCUGAGGGGCACAGCCAGCACCCCGAGGAGGGAGGAGAUGCAGCCCUGGAUCCUGGGAGUGGCUCCAGGGACCAGGAACAGGGGGAUUCCAGGGAAAUGGCUGAAGGGUCCUGCCACAGGGACCCUCCUGUGCUCUGUGGCUACGAGGGGAAGCAGAGCCCUGAGCAGAGGGCUUGGGAGGGGAUGGACUCCAGGGAAUGUGCUCCAGAAUAUGUGCUGGUGGAAGAGGAGGAAGAAGGCAGCUCCUGUCCUGAAGAUGGCUCCACUCAUGCACAAGAGAACCUUGUGAAGAAGGAAGUAUUAGUAUGCAGAAAAAACCCAUUUAGGAUUUUUGAGUACUUACAACUCAGCUUGGAAGAGGCUUUUUUCUUGGUGUAUGCUCUGGGAUGCUUAAGUAUUUAUUAUGGAGAGGAGCCCCUGAGCAUCGUGAAGCUGUGGGAAGUGUUCAGUGAGGUGAAGCCUGAUUUCAAAACCACCUACAUGGCCUACCACUACUUCAGGGGCAAGGGCUGGGUGCCCAAGGUGGGGCUGAAGUAUGGCACGGAUCUCUGUGAGUACCUCCCCAAAAAUGGGAUAAUUUCCUUCUCACCCCUCCUUCAGGCAAGGCAGAACUGCAGAUAGGAAUUCAGUGAGGAGCUGCAGGACUGGAGCAGCCUUUGCUGCUUUCAGUUGGCAAAGGACAUUUGGGGCUAGCAGUGAAGUUGGGAUGUGAGUGGAAAGGAACAUCCCAUAGCCAGGAGGUGAAGAGACAGCUCAGAAGGUCUGGUUUGCUUCAUGAGGUUCAUAAUUCCUACAGGAUUCCACUGAAAUUCCCUUCCCAGCUUUCUCUGUCCUCUACUAAACACACCUCCAAAUUAAUGGGUUUGAAUCCAGAUCCCAAUCCACAUUAAAGUUCAUGAACCUCAUUCAUCCCAUUUAAGAAAAGCCAGACAUCUGCUGAACCCACUGCUAGGAUUGUUUCUUUGUGUGGGCUUUUUGGGGGAGCUAGAGAAUGGACUUGGCCUUUGUAUUAUUGGUUGGGGGUUUAAUAUUAUGGAAGUAAUUAGUGGUGUCCUUGCUAAGGAAAUCCAGAAGUCCAUUUAGCUUGUUUCAACAUGAGCAGUGCAGUAAUGCCUGUUAUUACAGGAGACCAUGCAUUAAAGUCAGGUGUUUUGGAUGUGUGCAACCCAGCAGGUGUUUUAAUGCUGCUGAAGUGGUUGGUGACACGGUUUGGGGAUGUGUUGAGCAAGUCCUUUGGGUCAGUGUGUAGCUCUGGCUGAAUUCAUCAUCCCUGCCAAAAAAUUCCAUCCUCAACUCGUUCCUACAACAAUUGCUAAUUCCUCUGGUUCCUCUGCCUUACCUUUGACUUGCCACUGCCCUGCCCUGAGUCACUCUGCUGCUCUUCCCUCUCUCCACUUGCUGGGACAACCUAAUUCUGAGCAGAAUUGAGAAGAGUUGAAGUUUUGUCUCAUGUAAUUAAAAUUUACAGAACAUUUGCCAAUGUUGAUGGGCUUUGGUAUUAAACCCAU
This is a messenger RNA of Lonchura striata (white-rumped munia), 2111 nucleotides long. NCBI's taxonomy places the organism in Eukaryota, Metazoa, Chordata, Aves, Passeriformes, Estrildidae. The record is from RefSeq and is a predicted model, not a curated record.